Messenger RNA from Aureobasidium vineae, 333 nucleotides. The record is from the annotation of a GenBank genome assembly. NCBI's taxonomy places the organism in Eukaryota, Fungi, Ascomycota, Dothideomycetes, Dothideales, Saccotheciaceae.
AUGGCGCAAUCGACGCAAAUCUCCGUCUCGGAACCGGCCAUCGAGAAUGCCAUGCCACACUCACCUGUGCUCGCAGCAAAGCGGACACACGAUCAAAUCGAGCCCGUCGCCGAAGCCGCGCCUUCGCUGAAGAAAGUCAAGACCAACGAUGACACGCUUGAGACCAAUGGACUCCAGGAUACCCAGAUGAAGGAUGUCCAAGAGGUGGAAGACAGAAAGCAAACGCAAGAGAUGGAGCAUAGUGCUGCAUUGGCUGUGCUGGAUGAUGGAGUCAAAGAGUCUGACGCGGCUAGUGGCAGGAGCGCAUGGUGUAUGGCACUGGGAGAGCUUUGA